Diabrotica balteata is the source of this 1298-nucleotide messenger RNA. The record is from the annotation of a GenBank genome assembly. NCBI's taxonomy places the organism in Eukaryota, Metazoa, Arthropoda, Insecta, Coleoptera, Chrysomelidae.
AGUUAUACACAACCGUUUUUAUUGUGUGGUAUUCUACGAUGACUCUGCUUUCGGAGGAUAUUUGUGAAUUAAUUCAACAAUGUUUUAAAGAAAAAAUCGAAAAUUUUGAUAUUAAAUUAAACGAAGGAAAUAAAAAAGGUGAAGGGUAUAUUGGAGAAAUUAUUUUUGCUUCACUGGAAAACAAACUAAACGGCAAAGAAGAUCAUUUGGUUAUAAAAAAAGUAUUUAAUAGUGAAAUAGAAAAGACGCGUGAGUUUUUAUCUUCGUCAUAUUUAAACGAAAUAUUCUUUUACAAUGAUGUGUGGCCUAACUUAAAGAAAUUCCAGAAUACGUUCCCGGAAGUUACACCUGUGGAUGUCGCGGCAAAAUGUUACGGAACGUCUAGUGUGAAGGGAAGCGAAAAAGUGAUUUUGGAAAAUUUAAAGUUCAAAGGUUAUGAAAUACACCCUAAACGGACGCCGUUGAGCAAGGAAUUAUUUGAAGAUAUAUUUGCUUUAUACGGAAAAUACCACGCAACGUCUUUUGCAUUCAAACAUUAUCAUCCAGAAGAAUUUCAUAAACUGGCGUCGAAUUUAAAAAAUAAUUGGUGUGGGUUUCAAGAAACCGAACUCUGCAUUACAGCUAUUAAACACAGUUUUGGGGGUGUCAAAAUGAUUCUGGAGUUUACUAAAGAAGAGGAUAUUUUAAGAAAAAUGGCGCCUUAUAUCGAAAAUGGUAGAAAGAUUUUUUCUGACAGUCUUAAUUAUGAAGGUCCAAAUUCAGUUAUAAUACAUGGUGAUUGCUGGAGUAAUAAUAUGAUGUUUAAGUACAACGAUAAAAAACAACUCGAAGAUAUAAAACUAAUAGAUUUCCAAAUGUCAAGAGCAUCGACUCCUGUAUUUGAUCUUACAUAUACAUUUUACUCCGGGGCGGGUCCGGAGGAACUUAAAAAUUGGGAACAUUUCUUAAAAGUUUAUUACAACAGCCUCAAAUUGUCGCUGCAGCAGUAUAAUCUCGAUGUUGAUAAAAUUUAUCCAUAUGAAACCCUUAAAGCAGAAUGGAAAGACUACAUUCAGUUUGGUUUUAUCAUGGGCAUUAUGAUUUGGGGUGCAAAGUUUGUUGAGGAGGACGAAAUAAUUGACUUGGAUGUUACGGAAAACAAGGAGGAACGAACAAGCUUAAAAGCAAAAGAACAAUAUGCUUUUCAUGUCUUAGCUUUAAUUGAACAUUUUUAUUUAAAUAACUUUUUAAUUGAAAGUUGAUAUUUUUUUAUUAUUUUAUAUAUUUAGAAAAUAAAGACAAAGAUUAUUCUUCUACAG